CCACCCUGAGCCACGCUACUUUGUUCCGCUCGGCCCCAGCGUGCGGGUCCCGUGUGUGUCAGAGGAGGCAAAGAAGCUCACCCCCCAGCCGCCGCCAUGCCGCCGCUGCGCUCCCUGGUGGUGGUCCUGCUGCUCGCCGCCUUCCUCGCCCACUCUCUGCCUCAGGAUGGCCCGAGCCGAAACUUAGACUUUACUUUUGCGGACAAGACGAGGGUGCUGGCCAGCAGGGUGUCAGGCCGUGACCUGACGCGACCUCGGCGACAAUCUUCGUCAAGCAGGCUCGUGGACUACCAAGGAGGCUCAGGAAAGCUGGAGUACAAGGACGAGAGAGACAUGGACGAGCCUGGGACUGACUCGGCUGGACCCGCAUUUGAUAUAAGUGAAAGGAGUUGUCCCGGGGACAACACAUACACGUGUGUGAGCGGCGAUACAAUUUGUAGAGUGAAUAUUUGCGACGGCAAUAGGGACUGUCCGGAUGGGGACGACGAGCAGGACUGUGAGUGCAGCGCCGACAAGUUCCUUUGUGAUAAGACCAAAUGCAUACCUAAUACUUGGCUCUGUGAUGGCGACGAGGACUGUGAGGACAAGACAGACGAACAGGACUGUUCAGCUACGUGUGCAUCGCCGAAGAAUUUCACCUGUAGUGACGGCACGUGUGCUGCAAGAUGUGACGGCAACUAUGAGUGUCUCGACAACGCUGAUGAAGAAAACUGUCCUUCUACCACUACCACCACCACCCCCACCCCCCCCAUCACCACCACUACUCCUGCUUUUAAGUGCAGUAACGACGAGUUCCUUUGUGAUAACACCAAAUGCAUCCCGAAAGACUGGCUCUGUGAUGGCGACGAGGAUUGUGAGGACAAGACAGACGAACAUGACUGUUCAGGGUGUGGUGCGGGCCAGUGGCAGUGUAGAGACGGUGGCUGCAUCAGUGAAAAGGACCGCUGCGAUGGCUGCGUUCACUGCAGGGACGGCUCGGAUGAGGAAGGCUGUCGACCUAAGCGCUGCCGCCACUGGGAGUUCAGGUGCCGGGAUGGUUCGUGUAUCAACAAACGAUUACGCUGCAACGGCCGCCGAGACUGCCGCGAUGGCUCCGACGAGUGGCAAUGCAGACCACAUUGGCCAUGGCACCAUGGGCGGAACAGAUUUACGGAGGCCGAUCCUAACCUAAGGGAGGAGGCACUGCUGUAAGCCGAAAGCAACCCACCCAUCAGGACACUUGACGGAGAGGCACUACUUGACCCGACGGAGGCAGUGUGUGGAGGCAGGCGGGGAGGCCUUGGGAAGAUGAUGAACUGCUCUGUAGUGCCGGUGUAGCGGACCAGAAGCUACCCCGGAGGAUAAAUUCCCAAAGCAACACCAAUGGCUGACUCCUUAAGGCACAAAACUCUAAACAAGACAUAUCUGUGCGGCCUGCAGUGCUUAAGGUAUUCCCCAGGCUGUAUGACGCAGUCAGUCAGGCAAUCAGUCCUCAGUUCACUCAGCGUCAGGGUACAGUGUACUCACAAAGUGUAUACACUGUAACAUGAGUCUCUGCGGACUGGACGCGAUGGCCCAACGUUUUAUUCAUUUCUCGGCUGCGUGUUGCACAACACACUAAACUAGCUACAUCUUUGAGGUCUGCGGGGUUCAGGAGAUAUGCAA
Molecule: messenger RNA, 1644 nt
Organism: Eriocheir sinensis (Chinese mitten crab)
Lineage: Eukaryota; Metazoa; Arthropoda; Malacostraca; Decapoda; Varunidae
Product: very low-density lipoprotein receptor-like
Exons: 9
Coding region: 97-1191 (364 amino acids)
Cellular component (GO): plasma membrane
Molecular function (GO): protein binding
Source: RefSeq, a predicted model, not a curated record